UGAAACACAGAGCACAGUGAGCGAGGAAGAAGCCAUAAUGAUACGAUGGGGCGACGUCUACAAGGUGGUGGAAGCGAUGGCACCGCUCUACGUGGCGCUGGGGCUGGGCUACGCCUCCGUCCGGCGGUGGCGGUUCUUCACGGCGGAUCAGUGCGACGCGGUCCACCGUCUCGUCGUCUACUUCGUCGUCCCCUUCUUCUCCUUCCGGUUCACCGCCGGCAUCGACCCUUUCGCCCUCAGAGUAAGCGUCCUGGCGGCCGACGCGCUCACCAAGCUGCUGAUGGCGGCUCUGCUCGCCGCAUGGCACCGGUGGGGCUCCUGCAGCGCCGGCUGGGUGCUCACCGUGUUCUCGCUGGCGCAGCUGACGAACACGCUCGUGGUGGGGGCGCCGAUGCUGGAGGCGAUGUACGGGCGGUGGGCGCAGGACGUGGUGGUGCAGAUCUCGGUGGCGCAGGGGGUGGUGUAUUUUCCCGCGGUCCUGUUCAUGCUGGAGAUGAUCAAGGCCAGGCCCGGAGGCGGCGAAGGUAAAAACUGCGAGGCGGAGGGAGGCGGAGGCAGUGAAGAAGGGAAUGAAGACGGCGGAAGAUGCCGGUGGUCGCCGGUGUUGGUUGUGCUGAGGAAGCUGGCGGUGAACCCCAACGUCUACGCCAGUGUUCUCGGCCUCGCUUGGUCUUUCCUUGCGAAGCGGUGGAAUUUGGUAAUGCCAGGGAUCAUACAAGGUUCAGUGUUGGUGAUGGCCAACGCAGGAACAGGAAUGUCCAUGUUUAGCUUAGGCUUGUUCACGGCACUGCAAGAGAAGGUGAUUAUGUGUGGCUUAAAACAGGCUACUCUGGGAAUGUUUCUCAAGUUCAUCGCUGGGCCGGCGGCUGGAGCUGUAGGAGCCCUUGUUCUUCAGCUCAGAGGGGAUCUCCUCAGGGUGGCCAUCAUACAGAAUGCACUGCCUCAAGCUAUCUCCUCCUUUGUUUAUGCAAGAGAAUAUGGAGUGCAUCCAGAUGUACUUUGCACAGGAGUGAUAUUUGGAACAGUAAUGUCAUUACCAGUGUUGGUGGCAUAUUAUGUUGUAUUAGGUUUAUUAUGAUAAAUUCAACUUGCAAAUCUCAGUUUAACUUCCUCUUCUCUUCUCACCAUAGUGAUUAACAACACAUUAAGGCUUAUAAAAUAACAAGUUUUAUUUGAUCAACAGUUUAUGAAUGCUGAUCGUUUUCA
This is a messenger RNA of Zingiber officinale, 1206 nucleotides long. Its product is annotated as probable auxin efflux carrier component 5b. Bases 38 to 1078 code for a protein of 346 amino acids. NCBI's taxonomy places the organism in Eukaryota, Viridiplantae, Streptophyta, Magnoliopsida, Zingiberales, Zingiberaceae. Gene Ontology annotation, biological process: auxin export across the plasma membrane; auxin polar transport. Gene Ontology annotation, molecular function: auxin efflux transmembrane transporter activity. The transcript has 5 exons. Gene Ontology annotation, cellular component: plasma membrane; endoplasmic reticulum. The record is from RefSeq and is a predicted model, not a curated record.